Messenger RNA from Colletotrichum lupini, 2844 nucleotides. RefSeq names its product GTP binding protein. Gene Ontology annotation, biological process: positive regulation of GTPase activity. Gene Ontology annotation, molecular function: guanyl-nucleotide exchange factor activity. The transcript has 6 exons. Gene Ontology annotation, cellular component: cytosol. The record is from RefSeq and is a predicted model, not a curated record. Bases 1 to 2844 code for a protein of 947 amino acids. NCBI's taxonomy places the organism in Eukaryota, Fungi, Ascomycota, Sordariomycetes, Glomerellales, Glomerellaceae.
AUGAAGUUUACAAUUCCCAUCCUCCUCGCCCUUGCCACCAACCUCCCACCAACCCUGGCCGGCUUCGCCCCCACCGCCGCCGAAGAAUGCGGUGACCUCGGCGUAAUGUCCUACACGGCCUCCUCCCUCGACAGCAACGUCGACCCCUCCAACAUCCGCAAGUGCAGAGAGCACCCCCUAACCCUCAAGGACGGCUCGUCCCCGAACCUGCAGGCCCGGGAGUGCUGGUUCGGCGAUAAAUACGGCUGCAGCAAGGGGUACUGCUGGGAGUCGUGCGACAGAAACAAGGGCACUUGGUGCUGGACGGCGUGGAAUGGCGGGCACGGGAACUGGCGGACUUGUUCUGGCAAGGAGCAAUGCGCGCCCGCGGCGCAGUCUGCUUGUGGGAAGGAUUGCAAGGAUGCCAAAGAGACACUGCCAACAAGACCGAGUCCGGAGCAGACGCCGUCACCCGGAGGCGGCAGGCGGCAGAGGGCCGUGACAAAGCAUCGCCGAAGCUCCGAAGGGCCCCACCCUGGCGCACAAACCCCCCGCAAGCCAAUCACCUGCGACAACUACAACCCCACCAACAACGACGCCCACACCAAAAGGGAAAGGAACUCGCGCCGGCCGCAGCAUCUCGCAGCUCAUCCCAUCUCCGGGCAGCAAAAAGACGACGCAACAAGGAGGACGACUAAACCAGUCCUGCCAUUCGUUUCGAGUUACCUUAGACAACAGCCAUUGGAAGGCGGCAAGAUUCUCGCGCCAGACGCCAUCGCCAACAUCCUCUCGUCCGCCUCGGCCUGGGCUGAUCCAGGUUCCGUAGACCAGAGCCGCGCGCACAGGACCGCACUGCUGGGCGAUGUACUCUUUACUGCGCAGCAGCAAUGGAAUAGUGGCAGUCAAGAGAUUGACCUUGUUGCGGAGAAGCUGGGCGACGGAAGCAGAGAUGCAUCAUGGAGACUGCCCCUGGGAGACUCGGGCAUCGUCGACUUCUUCCUCUCUGUCAUUUCCACGGAGAACCUCAGACCAGCGUUGAAGAAGCACUCUCUCCGUCUGCUCGGAAACUCAUGCGCCGACACAGAUGAAAACCGCGCAAGGGUCGUGUCAUCAAACGCAAUCACCUCCAUCAUCAGCCUUCUCGCCGACGACACCGCCCUCCCCUUCGCCGUGCCAGUCCUCUACAACAUCCUCGUCGACUACGAGCCCGCCCAGAUUCAAGCGAGCUCUUCCUCGCUCACCCUUCAUCUCGUCAACCUCCUCACCAGCCCACGCCUCGCCAACGCGCCGCAUCUCAUGGGUAUCAUUGGCAAGAUCCUCGCCUUGCUCGCCACACACGAAACCGAAGCCAACUUUGCACCCCCGCAAACACCAACCAUCCUCCUCACCCUCGCCCUCACACCAACAACCGACGCAGAAGACUUCGUCUCCCUCACCGCCGUCGCCCUAGCCUACCUAACCCACGCGCCCAUCCAAGCAGCCCUCAUCGCAACCGGCUCCGUCCCCGUCCUCCUCGCCACCUUCUACCACCUCCAAACCCAGCUCGACGCCCUCCGCGUCGAAGACGAAGACGCCGCCGUCCUCCUCAAAUCCCUCCCCCAGUCCUUCAUCCAGAUCCUCGCAGACGUCUCCUACGCAGACGACUUCGCCCUUCGGCACCCCAUAGGCUCCCCCGUCCUCGACACCCUCUACAGCUGGCUCACCCUCACGCCCAACAACACCCACCUCCAGUCCGCGGCCUGCCUCUGCCUGGGCAACGUCGCCCGCUCCGACGAAGCCUCCUACGCCCUCGUCAAGUCCCACGCCGUUCACCUCCCCCUUGCCGCCCUCCUCGCCAAAGCAACAGACACGAUGCUCCUCCACUCCGCCCUCUCCUUUGCCAAAAACCUCGCCAUCCCCUCCCAGAACAAACCCGUCCUCGGCGACGCAGGCCUCUUCUCCCCCGAAAUCCUCCCCCGCAUCUGGUCCCUCGACGUAAACCCCCAAGUCCAAUUCACAGCCGUCUCACUGACCCGCCUCCUCCUCGUAAAUACACCCACCAACGUCCGCCGCCUCUGCGCGCCCCUCUCCCCUGACCCUCUAUCCCCCCUCCACGAGACAACACACCUCCACCGCCUCCUCGACAUGGUCUCCCGCACAGACGCAGAACACACAAAGACCGAGGCCGCCCGCGCCGCCGCAGCCGUCUGCCGCGUCCUACACACGGCGCCCAUCCCGCCCAUCCUACCAGACUGGGACCCCUCCGAAGACGGCUACGUCUUCCGCCCCGAGAACCCGCUGCCCGCGACGGCCGUAGCCGAGGCAGAAGGCGACGGCGGCGCGCAGCGUCGAGACAAAUUCUAUAGGCGGCAUCCGAGCCUGAACAAGGCGCUCGCGUUCCUCGUCACGCAGACCAAGUUCCCCGUGCUACGCAGCGAGGCGUGGUUCGUCUUCGCGCUCAUGUGCCGCGCCAAGGACGGCGCCGAUGUUGUGCUGCGUACGCUGCAGGUUCCUGGUGCGUUUGAGGCGUUGACGGAGGCUGUUACGGGGCGGACGUUUUCUGGGGAGGAUAGCAGCAACGGCACGGACCAGAAGGCCAUUGAGGGGGCGCCGUCGGCUGCGAGUGGUGAUGGGCAGGCGGUGGUUGUUGGCGGCGGAGAUAAUGCUGCCAUGGUGGAGGGUCUUGGGCUGGAGCCGCAGCAGGCUGACCCGUCGCAGGCGGCGGGCAUGAAGAAGGUUGAUCGGGAGAAUGGGCUGGUAAUGGUGUCGGAGCUUGUCAAGAGGCACGCGGCUGAGUUGCCGGCUGUCAGGAGGGCUGCGUUUGAGGAGAUGUUGAAGGAAGGUGGUGAGCUGAUGGCUGAUGAGAAGGUGAAGGGCAAAGCGUAG